AUGGCUUUCAGAGUAGAGGUGGAGACUGCGGCAUUGAAAGCGCUUGCGAGAGCAUUUCACGUGAUUGCUCGUCAAGCCACCGUGGCGCACAUGGUGUUCCAACCCGACACUUUGUUGCUACGCGCGAAGAAUAAAGAGAAGACUGCCUACGCCGAGUUCACGUUUGAAACGAACAUUUUCAACAAAUACGACGUGCCUGAAGAUGUUUUUGGAGACGAAAGAGUGGAGAAAAUGUUUUUCAUGCAGCACAUGAUGAAACAUUUCAAAUCUAUUGGGGAUCUGGAUCAAGUGCGUCUGUUCACCUUGACUUUUGAUUCCGUGGAAUCAUCGGAGUAUAUUCUUCGAUUUGAUCACUAUGCUGGUUGGGUGAAGAAAGCAUUCCAUCAUUUUUCGGAACCUGUUGAAAUGAAGCCCGUCACAACUCGACCAAAAGAAAAUGAGCUCGAGAUAGAAGUAGAUAAACUUAUCAGCAUUUUGGAAGGAUUCCAACGUCAGGAGCGUUUUCUCACCUUCAUUUUAGAUUCCGAAGGGGUUACGUUGAAAAAUUAUCACCCCCCUGGAAGACCAAAAAGUGUGCGAACAGAAACGAGGUUGAAUGCGAAUGAAUUCGCAUUGUAUAAAGUGGAUACGUCGAAUGGGCCAGUUACCUUCACAUUUCCGUUACUUGGACUACGAAGACUUCUCACUCAUGGAAAUCUGGAAACCUUGGUCCUUACAUUUGAUGGACUUGGUGACCGUAGCCCCUUAUUGAUGUGGUCACUGCUCCCGGAAGACACGAGAAUCAAUGGCAUCUUCUUACAAUCAUUGGUUGCAACCUGUUCGAAAGAUUCAUCCUCAGUUGUGCGAAAUGCCUCUGUUCGAAAAGAUCGCGCCAGGGAUUCAGUAAUGAAUGCUGUUCCAGUUUCUUCGUCGAAUUUGCAAACUGAUGGCCGUAGCAUGGGUUGUAAUGGCAUCAGCCAGUUUACCUCGACGGAACGAGGGGAGAAGAGGUUACGAUUAUCAGAAAUGGCGUCACAUGAGUCUGGGGAAGAAGUGUCGGACUUUCAGCGAGAUUUGCAGGAGUAUAGAGCGAGAAGAUCAGCAAUGGAGCAGAGUGAUUUAGUGCAGGUUUUUGCGGAUAUUUGGAAUCCCGAAGCGGGUGAUGCUUCGGGAGAGGACGAUCCUGAUGAUUAUGUGGAGUCCCAGGCUGCCUUCGGUUGAAUUGAUGCUCUUUUUUUUAUUUUUUGAAGAAGAUACAUUUUGGAUUUUGAAGUAUAUUUUUUCUUAUGCCAA
Notodromas monacha is the source of this 1272-nucleotide messenger RNA. The record is from the annotation of a GenBank genome assembly. NCBI's taxonomy places the organism in Eukaryota, Metazoa, Arthropoda, Ostracoda, Podocopida, Cyprididae.